This is a messenger RNA of Microthlaspi erraticum, 1380 nucleotides long. The record is from the annotation of a GenBank genome assembly. NCBI's taxonomy places the organism in Eukaryota, Viridiplantae, Streptophyta, Magnoliopsida, Brassicales, Brassicaceae.
AUGCUCGGCCGGAAUUCGAAAUCGACCGUCGACGUCGACCUGUCACCCCUGGGCGGCGGCGGAAUGAACAUUUCGCUCGGCAAAAAUGGCUGCCUUGUUGAAGGUGUUCUCCUCAUCUCCCUGCGAACCCCAACGCGGGCUUUGGGUCCUAGGCACCACGUCUCAGGGCAUACUAGUGCCGGCGCAGUUGUUCGGUACCAAAAUUAUCAUUGGGGUCAGGAAGGAAAGAAGAGUGGACGCUGUAGAGAGUACGAAUACGAUGAUGAUAAUGAUGAUGACACGACGACGAUGAAGACGAUGUCAGGGGCAGUGGAAAGAAAGCAAGGAGAGAUGGGCAUGAAGAAUAUGGUCAUGGUUCUUACCAGUUUCCUGAUUUUCGUGUUUGGUUUAGGCCAAGUCGACGCCUCCCUGUCAACACCACAGCCUUCAGCUUCUCUUCAGACUCCGAAUUCUGUAACAACACCAGCUACACCUCCACCAACACCCGCUUCAACACCUGCACCGGCACCUGUAGCUGCACCCGUACCUAUGUCUGCACCUGUACCUGAACCUGAACCUGUACCCGUACCUGCGUCCAUACCUGCGUCCAUACCAGCAAGCACUCCUACACCAGACUCAGCUGCUGCGGGAAGUCAAGCUGAUGUUUACGGACAAGCAGCAUCGAAUCUAGCGGCUGGAAGUAAUUUAGAGAGUACCAUUCAGCAGAUUCUUGACAUGGGUGGAGGAACCUGGGAUCGUGACACUGUUAUCCGAGCACUUCGUGCUGCAUUUAACAACCCCGAAAGAGCUGUGGAAUAUCUUUAUUCCGGAAUCCCUGAGCAACCUGAAGUUCCACCAGUUGCCCGUGCCCCAGCUAGUGGUGGACCACCGGCAAAUCCUCCAACACAGGCUCAACAACCUGCACCAGCACCCGCAAGUGGUCCAAAUGCAAAUCCAUUGGAUCUCUUCCCACAGGGCUUGCCAAAUGUUGGAGCAAAUCCUGGUGCUGGAACACUUGACUUCCUGCGCAACAGCCAACAGUUCCAAGCUCUGCGAACAAUGGUGCAAGCAAACCCUCAAGUCUUGCAGCCUAUGCUUCAGGAACUGGGAAAGCAGAACCCAAACUUGAUGCGUUUGAUUCAAGACCACCAAGCUGACUUCUUACGCUUAAUCAACGAACCCAUUGAAGCGGGAGGAGAAAGUGGCAACCUCUUUGGCGAGGCGGGAAUGCCACAGCCUCAGGCGAUCCAAGUCACAAUUGAAGAACGUGAAGCAAUUGAACGGUUGGAAGCGAUGGGAUUCGAGAGAGCAUUGGUGUUGGAAGUUUUCUUUGCGUGCAACAAGAACGAAGAGUUGGCUGCAAACUAUCUUCUAGAUCAUAUGCAUGAAUUCGAAGAAUAG